This is a messenger RNA of Paramisgurnus dabryanus, 2174 nucleotides long. It is a transcript of the gene septin2, whose product is annotated as septin 2. Gene Ontology annotation, biological process: cell division. The record is from RefSeq and is a predicted model, not a curated record. NCBI's taxonomy places the organism in Eukaryota, Metazoa, Chordata, Actinopteri, Cypriniformes, Cobitidae. Gene Ontology annotation, molecular function: GTP binding.
GAUGUAGGUUUGUGGUGAGACUGAUGCUCACAGACAGAAACUGACUUCCUCUUCCUGUAGAGCUCUGAAUACUUUCACUAUAGGCUACACAGGUUUCAUGUGCACGUUUCGUUUGAGCUCACGAUGUCUCAGGCUGAUAAAUUGAAGCAGGGGCAGUUCACAAACCCAGAGACUCCUGGCUAUGUGGGAUUUGCAAAUUUGCCAAACCAGGUGCACCGGAAAUCAGUGAAAAAGGGCUUUGAGUUUACACUUAUGGUGGUGGGUGAGUCAGGAUUGGGGAAGUCCACGCUUAUCAACAGUUUGUUCCUCACAGAUCUCUAUCCUGAGAGAGUCAUUCCUGGUGCUGCAGAAAAGAUUGAGCGUACUGUGCAGAUCGAGGCCUCAACGGUGGAGAUCGAGGAGCGUGGAGUAAAGCUUCGCCUUACUGUGGUCGACACACCUGGAUAUGGAGACGCCAUUAACAGCCAAGACUGUUUCAACACCAUCAUCGCAUACAUCGAUGACCAGUUUGAGCGUUAUCUUCACGAUGAGAGUGGACUUAACCGCAGGCACAUCGUUGACAACCGUGUGCACUGUUGUUUCUAUUUUAUUUCUCCUCUGGGUCAUGGACUGAAGCCUCUAGAUGUCCAGUUCAUGAAGGCCAUUCACAACAAAGUGAAUGUUGUUCCUGUUAUUGCUAAAGCAGAUACCCUGACCCUAAGGGAGAGAGAGAGACUCAAGCGCAGGAUUUUGGAUGAAAUUGAUGAGCAUGGCAUCAAGAUCUAUCAUCUACCUGAUGCAGAGUCAGAUGAAGAUGAAGACUUUAAAGAGCAAACCAGAAUUCUGAAGGCCAGUAUACCCUUUGCCGUUGUGGGAUCCAACCAGCAGAUUGAAGCAAAAGGGAAGAAGGUGAGAGGGCGUUUGUACCCUUGGGGUGUGGUGGAGGUGGAAAACCCUGAACACAACGACUUCCUUAAACUUCGCACCAUGCUGAUCACCCACAUGCAGGACCUGCAGGAGGUGACUCAGGACCUUCAUUACGAAAACUUCCGCUCGGAGCGCCUCAAACGGGGCGGCAGGUUGUCCUCCCAUGGUUACAUUCUGCCUCUGUCGCCUGCGAAGGCCCCGGAGCCAGAGGAAAUGGACAAGGACAUUAUCCUUCAGGAGAAGGAGGCUGAGCUGAGGCGGAUGCAGGAGAUGAUCGCCAAGAUGCAGGCACAGAUGCUGAAGCAGGGAGAUGAGUAAGGAGACGGCCCACACCUGUGAGAAACACGAUGCUGAUCUGUCAUUUGAGCUUGAGCCGAUCGCACACAGCGUGAAAUGGAAAAGGAAGGAAAGUGAGGAUAUUGGUCCAUAGCUCCUCCUGCUUGCCAUUUUCUUAGUUUUUCCUCUUUAAGCAGUAUUAAGUGUUUUGUUAUUUACUAUGAUGCUGUAUUUAAAGUUCAUUUAUUAUUUUUUUCAACACCUUGCUAUGCCAGUAACCAAAAUGAAGAAGCACCCUGUCAGUUACUGUUCAUGUUUUGUCUUUUGUUACAAAAGCCAAAUGCUACCGGUAAAGGACCUUCUUCUGUAAAGCAACUUUUAUAGGCCAAUGAAAGUCCUUUUUGCCCAAAAUGACUCCAUCUACAGUAACUAACAAUCACUGUGAACAGUUAAAGCAGCUCUUGAAUUUGAGUGUCAUGAUGUUUUUUGAUAAUUGAUUUUAUAUUGUUUAUAAAUGUUGCCGGAGAGAUUGCUGCCUUCCUGUUCAAGAGGCUUUCUGAAGUACUUCUCUCUUCCCUGCAUGAAGAAGUCUUAUUGUCAUUCUUUAACAAAUGCAAAAACGGUAUACCGUGACCCUUUGUAGAUGGAAACUGUUGUGUAAUAUCAGAUGUUAUUUUGGUCUUAAGUGCAAUGUGAAAUCUGGUAAGUGAAGUGAUAUACAUUGACACAUUGAAAUCUUUGACCUUAAUUCAUGCCACAUUUGACCUCCCUUUGGGUUAUGUGGUUAUUUUAACUCAUUUCUGUGACUUAAGGAGAUUUAUAUCUGUAUCUUUAAAUAAAGUUUCUGACAUGUGGGAUUAUAUACGUUACCCCAUAGUCACUUUCUAAACCCGUUUCCCAUAAUUGCCCUUGAAAAUGUAGUUGUCGACAUUCCACUUUCUAUUAAACCACUACUGUCUAUCAUCUUGUAAUUAAAUUUCAUAUUAAAACUG